Messenger RNA from Pseudo-nitzschia multistriata, 870 nucleotides. NCBI's taxonomy places the organism in Eukaryota, Bacillariophyta, Bacillariophyceae, Bacillariales, Bacillariaceae. The record is from the annotation of a GenBank genome assembly.
AAACUAUGUUGAAUAUUAAGGUUAGUGCUGAUAGACAACACCGUGUCGGGAUCUAUCUGAUUCUGCCUUCGACGUAUUUGACACGAAAUCUAAACAAGUUGCUUUUUUUUUUUCAAAACAAGGUUUAUGGUGUCGGUUUUUACGUCUCGAAACGCGAUAUUUUGGCAGAUUCUAGCGUCGAACCAUAUGCAGAUAUGUCAUUGGAAGGGCUUCGACAGAGCGAAGAUUUUUUCCACAUCUUGCGAUCCAUGAAAGGAUUCACGAACGGAAGUGGCGCCGCUGGUAGUUUUGAUAGAACGAUCUUUCUGAAAAUCAAUAUGCAACUCUCGACAGACACAAUGCGAUCCAGUCUCGAUGCAGAUUGGAAAAUGCUCACGCCAGAGUCAAAAGAAUUAUUGAUUGGCUCCAGCAUGAAACCAAGACCUGCAGAUCCAAUAUUUUUAGAAAUUGCCAAGUCGCCAGAUAAUCCGAAUCGUUGUACGUGUGCACAAAUUGCACCCCCGGAGUAUAACGCAGAUCCGUCGUGUUGUGCCCGAGGUACAGAGCUGGUUUUUACAUGGAGAAAAAAUGGCGAUUUAGAGGUGAGUUUUGAAAUGUUUGCUUUGCGAAGACAUUUUKUAGCUAAGCUAUAUUGAUAUAUCUCAAUCUCAACUUUUUUGCCAGGUCCGACUCAAUGGAGUAUUUAUGGAUUCAUUUCCUAGACCAGACAUCGCCGAAGGCAUAUUUUUUGAGUAUUUGCGCUUGGACAAUCCGAUGUCAUACGACUUUUUAGAUCGUGUGAUGGAUGGUUUUCCAUCAUUGCUAGCCCCACUUUCUCAGGUGAAAGGAAUUACUACCCCUGUUACCGCGAAACAAACGAGCACGUCAAAU